Staurois parvus is the source of this 342-nucleotide messenger RNA. The record is from the annotation of a GenBank genome assembly. Lineage: Eukaryota; Metazoa; Chordata; Amphibia; Anura; Ranidae.
CUCUGGUCAUCUCCUGUACUGUGUCCGCAGUCUCUGGUCAUCCCCUGCACUGUGUCCGCAGUCUCUGGUCAUCCGCUGUACUAUGUCCGCAGUCUCUGGUCCAUCUCCUGUACUAUGUCCGCAGUCUCUGGUCAUCCCCUGCACUGUGUCCGCAGUCUCUGGUCAUCCCCUGCACUGUGUCCGCAGUCUCUGGUCAUCUCCUGCACUGUGUCCGCAGUCUCUGGUCAUCUCCUGCACUGUGUCCGCAGUCUCUGGUCAUCUCCUGCACUGUGUCCGCAGUCUCUGGUCAUCUCCUGCACUGUGUCCGUAGUCUCUGGUCAUCCCCUGUACUGUGUCCGCAGU